UACCUCCCUAGAGAAUGGCUAGUCCCUUUUCCUCCUCUCCAUCUCAAAAUGAACAUAGAAAAUAGUAAAUUCUUAUCAAAUUUGAUGAAAAGCACCAAGACAUCUGAAUUGAAAUACGACUUUUCCUGCGAACUGUACCGAAUAUCUACAUAUUCGACGUUCCCCGUUGGAGUUCCUAUCUCAGAAAGGAGUCUUGCGCAUGCUGGUUUUUAUUACACGGGUGUGAAUGACAAGGUCAAAUGCUUCUGUUGUGGUCUGAUGCUGGAUAACUGGAAACGAGGAGACAAUGCUAUUGAAAAGCAUAAACAGCUGUAUCCUAGCUGUAGCUUUGUUCAGAAUCUGAGCUCAGUUAACAGUUUUGGGGCCACCCCUCAGUCUGCUUUUUCUUCAUCAGUAACACAUUCCACAUAUUCAUUACUACCAAGUUUGGAAAACAGUGGAUAUUUCAGUGGCUCUUAUUCAAGCUUCCCAUCAAAUCCUGUAAACUCCAGUACAAAUCAAGGUUUCUCUGCCAUGAGGAGAAGCCCCUACAAUUGUGCAAUGAAUACUGAAAAAGCCAGAUUACUUUCUUUCCAGAUGUGGCCAUUGGCCUUUCUAUCGCCAACAGAUCUGGCAAAAGCAGGCUUUUACUACUUAGGACCCGGAGACAGAGUGGCUUGCUUUGCCUGUGGUGGAAAAUUGAGUAAUUGGGAACGCAAGGAUAAUGUUAUGGCGGAACACCUGCGACAUUUUCCCAGCUGUCCAUUUUUAGAAAAUCAGUUUCAAGAAACUUUGAGAUACACUGUUUCUAACGCGAGUAUGCAGACACAGGCAGCUCGGAUUAAAACAUUCUGUAACUGGCCUUCUAGUGUUCCAGUUCCACCUGAGCAGCUUGCAAGUGCUGGCUUUUAUUAUGUGGGUCAUAGUGAUGAUGUCAAAUGCUUUUGCUGUGAUGGUGGACUGAGGUGCUGGGAAUUUGGAGAUGACCCAUGGGUUGAACACGCCAAAUGGUUUCCAAGGUGUGAGUACUUGAUACAGAUUAAAGGACAGGAGUUCAUAACUCGAGUUCAAGCCAGUUACCCUCAUCUACUUGAACAGCUAUUAUCCACUUCAGACACACCAGAAGAUGAAAAUGCAGAGUCACCAAUUAUUCGCUUUGGACCUGGAGAAAACCAUUCAGAAGAUGCAGUCAUGAUGAAUACACCCGUGGUUACAGCGGCCUUGGAAAUGGGCUUCAGUCGAAGCUUGGUAAAGCAGACAGUUCAGAGUAAAAUCCUAACCUCUGGCGAGAAUUAUAAGACCAUCAGUGAUCUUGUGAUAGAUGUACUUAAUGCAGAAGAUGAAAUACGACAAGAAGAGAAAGAAAAAGCAACCGAGGAAAAAGAAUCAGAUGAUCUAUCAUUAAUUCGGAAGAAUAGAAUGGCCCUUUUUCAACAUCUGACUUGUGUGUUUCCAAUCCUGGAUAGUCUACUGAUUGCCAGAGUAAUUAAUGAACAAGAACAUGAUGUUAUUAAACAGAAAACACAGACACCUUUACAAGCAAGAGAACUGAUUGAUACUAUUUUAGUAAAAGGAAAUAAUGCAGCCAUCAUAUUCAGAAACGCCCUACAAGAAAAUGACCCUGCAUUAUAUAAGAAUUUAUUCGUGCAACAGGACAUAAAGUAUAUUCCCACAGAAGAUGUUUCAGAUCUACCAAUGGAAGAACAAUUGAGGAGAUUACAAGAAGAAAGAACAUGUAAAGUGUGUAUGGACAAGGAAGUGUCCAUAGUGUUUAUUCCUUGUGGUCAUCUAGUAGUAUGCAAAGACUGUGCCCCAUCGCUAAGGAAGUGCCCUAUCUGCAGAGGUACAAUCAAGGGUACGGUUCGUACAUUUCUUUCAUGA
Chrysochloris asiatica (Cape golden mole) is the source of this 1860-nucleotide messenger RNA. RefSeq names its product baculoviral IAP repeat containing 3 (gene BIRC3). Gene Ontology annotation, cellular component: cytoplasm; spindle microtubule; nucleus. Gene Ontology annotation, biological process: negative regulation of apoptotic process; regulation of cell cycle. The record is from RefSeq and is a predicted model, not a curated record. Gene Ontology annotation, molecular function: cysteine-type endopeptidase inhibitor activity involved in apoptotic process. The transcript is spliced from 8 exons. The coding region runs from base 49 to 1860 and encodes 603 amino acids. NCBI's taxonomy places the organism in Eukaryota, Metazoa, Chordata, Mammalia, Afrosoricida, Chrysochloridae.